GGAUUUGUAGCAAUACGGGCGGGAAAAAAGUACCGUAACUUUCGCUUCCCUAAAGAUUAAGUUACUGCUUAAAAACCAGAGAUUUUCUUACAACUUUUCUCACAGAUUUCACAGCUUUCUUUCGCCCGUGAGUUCGCCAUGUCUCUCCCAAGGCAGCUGAGAGAGGAGAGUGAUUUUGAGCAGCUGCCGGACAAUGUUCCAGUCAGCGCCACCAUCGCAGAUAUUGAGGAGAAGAGGGGCUUCAUGGUUUAUUUCUGCUUUGUGAUUGAGGUGAAGACCAAAGGAAGCAGUAAAUAUCUGAUUUACCGCAGAUAUAGCGAGUUCUUCUCUCUGCAUCAGAGCCUGGAGCAAAAGUUCUCCCCUGAAACUCAGCCAGGACCCUACACCUGCCUCCUUCCCACUCUGCCUGGGAAAGUCUUUAUGGGCAACAAGCAGGAAAUAGCAGAGAACAGAAUCCCUGAACUCAACACGUAUAUGAAGAAGUUGCUUUGUUUGCCUACCUGGGUGCUGCUGGACGAUUUAAUUCGGAUGUUUUUCUACCAAACUGAAUCGGACAGUCAGCAAGUGCCCAAAGCAUUGCGGCGCCUCCGGCCCCCCACGCGAAGAGUCAAGACGGAGAAACCCAAAACGGACCUUCUCUCGUCCCCCAGAGCAGAGGCGGUGUUUGACUUCAGCGGGAGCGGGAAACUGGAGUUGAGUCUGAAGGCUGGAGAUGUGAUCUUCCUCCUGCGGAGAGUGAACGCAGACUGGCUUGAGGGUACUGUUAAAGAGCGAAUAGGCAUUUUCCCAGAGUCGUUCGUGAAAAUUAUUAAACCUCUUCCCGAGAGUGACUCAGAUGAAGAAGGUCGAGGAUCCAAAAGAAAAGAUGGAGCUCAGAGCUCCUACAGCUGCCUGCACUGCUAUCUGCUGGAGCCGGACGGCGUUACCACCAGGGAUGUGUGUGUGGAAGAAGACCUCUCUAUCCAGCCAUCGUAUUUUGAUCUUCUUGCACGGAUGAGGGACGUUUUCCAGGUUGAGGACAUUGCGCUGAACUACCGGGACCCUGAAGGAGAUCUGGUGCGGAUCCUGGAUGAUGAGGACGUGGCUCUGAUGAUCAGGGAGGGCAAAAGUGGAUCAACAGUCAAGAGACCUUUCAAUCAGUUUCCAUGGGAACUUCACGUCACCCAUUCCAGUGAUCUGUCCGUUUACAACACAGAGUACUGAAGUGUGUGUUUUUGUCUGUGUGUGUGUUUUUGUCUGUGUGUGUGUGUGUGUGUGUGUGUGUUUUGUCUGUGUGUGUUUGUCUAAGCAAGUGCAAGCCCUGAAAUGGUCACAUUCCAUUUGAAUUUUGUUCUUAGAAGGUGUUUUUGGGCGUUUUCACACCAGCAAUAUAUGUUUUCAGUUAAAACAGAUGAUUCGUUUGUAUCCUUAGUGCUGUUUGAUUCUAUCAAUUAUACUCCUUUUAUUUGAGCUAAACUGCUGAAAAGGCGCAGUGUAAUCUGUUAUAUUAGUAGCCAGAUAAUGCUAAAUACCACAUCUAUGAACAAUCAUUGUAUCUGCUGCUCCAUGCUGUUCACACGCACGGUCAGUGUUGCGCUCACUGCUCACAGUCACGCGGACAUCUGAGCUGCAGGUCCUAUUAAAACAGUGUACAUUUUCAGCGUUCAGUGUUAAAUCAGCUUCACACUGCACAUAUAUACGCACUGGAACACAAAAUCUUAUUUAUUGGUGCGCAUUUUGCUGCGCUUACGUUUAUGUGUGAAACCAAAUCAAACAGAGGGAGAAACGCUCCAUCAACUGAUCCGUAUCAUAGAAACAAAAUAUAGGUGUGAAAACACCAUGAAAGUAACUUUUUAUUUUUUUAUUUUUUUAACUUUAAAUUUACUUGAAAUUACUUGUAGAUCUAAGGCUAUAUUAAAACUUGCUGUAUAAAUGGCAUGUUAUUCAGCCAUGUUUAAAGCGUUUUAUUUUACUUUGACACACUCCUGACACUUGUCUUGUGGCUGCAUUCAUCCAUUUCAUUAAAAACACGCGUUUGCGACACAAGCCUUAUUUUAUUGUAAAUAUAAAUGAGGUCAGUUACCUCACCUCUUACCUCACCGCCACACACGACCAAACUACACAUUUAUUUAUGCAACAGUGGAAAAGAGGUAAAAUUAAUGAAAACCUUCGGUAUUGAGCCUUAGGUCAAAUAUUUCAUUUUGUUCCGUUUCAGCCCAAAAAUUUAAUUUCAGUUCAUGCCUAAUUUAUAAUAAUGGGAUUAGGAGCCUAAAAUUUUUUUUUUAUCUGUACUGUAUGCAACAUUGCAUUUUAACUUCUCAUAUUUUUCCGUAAACAAUAAAAUACCAUCUCUUUAGUUAUACAUAAAGACAUAAAUAUGUAUUUCUGAGAUAAAAUUAUGUUACCUUACAAAAUAUGCAAACAGUGGAGAAAACAGAGUGUGUGUGUGUGUGUUGUUUUUGAAUCUGUGUGUUUGUGUAUGUUAACCAGUACCCACUGUGCCAGCUUCCCUCUUUCAGUUCCUUUCUGCAGAAUAUUUGCUGCCCAGAAAUUCUGUCCAUCAGCGCUUUGCUUUCUUAGGCACUGAGCAUGCACACACACACACACACACACACACUCUGCUACAUCUGCUGUGUUGUAUACGCUUUAUAGUUUUAACCCUGAAAAAUCCCUAAAAAUAAUGAGGACAUUAUGCAGUUUUACACUGUAAAUGCAGUAUAAUAACUCGUCCUGUCUUUUGUCUGUCACCAUGUUUUUUCCGUCUCGUGUUUUUCUAGUCAUGUUCUCUCCAGCACAUGCCCCUCUUUGUGUUCUCCUUGCUCCGCCCUUGUUAUCUGUGCUCCCACGUGUGUCAUUUGUAGCUCUGCCCCCUCGUCACCUGUCCCCAGGUGUUUCCUGUUUCCUGCUACUUCCAUGUGUGUAUAUAGUUCCUUUGUCUCGGUUUCCCUUGUCGGUCGUUGUUAAAGUUUUUAUUUUAUUGUUUAUUUGUUUGUUUGUGUCUGUUUUUGUUAAUAAAUACUCACAAUUGUGUCCGCAUCCGCAUCUCCCUUGCUGCAAACCUGACACAGAUUUAGCAGCUAAGUUUGAUAAAAAAAACACAAAAAUGAAAAUAUCCUUUGAAAUAUAUACUAUUAGUUGUUUUUGUUUUAUUUAAGUAAACAUUAAAGUGAUUUAAAUAUUUGUUAUGUAGUUUAAAUUAUUGUCUUGUUGGUAUUGUCAUUAUGCAGUAUGCUUUAGCAUUAAUGAAGUAAUAAAGUAUAAUUAAAUUGUAAA
Molecule: messenger RNA, 3252 nt
Organism: Astyanax mexicanus (Mexican tetra)
Lineage: Eukaryota; Metazoa; Chordata; Actinopteri; Characiformes; Acestrorhamphidae
Gene: ncf4
Product: neutrophil cytosolic factor 4
Exons: 10
Coding region: 139-1203 (354 amino acids)
Biological process (GO): superoxide anion generation; respiratory burst; phagocytosis
Cellular component (GO): NADPH oxidase complex
Molecular function (GO): superoxide-generating NADPH oxidase activator activity; phosphatidylinositol binding; protein binding
Source: RefSeq, a predicted model, not a curated record